Molecule: messenger RNA, 2021 nt
Organism: Papilio xuthus (Asian swallowtail)
Lineage: Eukaryota; Metazoa; Arthropoda; Insecta; Lepidoptera; Papilionidae
Product: solute carrier organic anion transporter family member 2B1-like
Exons: 13
Coding region: 124-1890 (588 amino acids)
Biological process (GO): transmembrane transport; sodium-independent organic anion transport
Cellular component (GO): basolateral plasma membrane
Molecular function (GO): protein binding
Source: RefSeq, a predicted model, not a curated record
UUUUAUAUUAAUUGUGAUAUUUUGAUUUAAGAAUUUGGCAGCAUCUCAAAUAAGUUGUAAGAAAAAGACUGAUUUUCUGAAGACACGUUUAAAUUAUAUUAAUUUGUUUUAAAAUUAAAUAUAAUGUCUACAUCAAGGAUACCUGAUUUUAACACAGUGAAGGCAAAGGUCAAGGGAUGUCUUUUCAGCAGUACUUUUGUGGCGGAAAGUUUUCGAAGCACUAUGUUUGGCAUAAUAAUAACAGUGACAAUGGGCGAAGUAACUGCCUACAGACUUCUCAAACAGAACAUUAAGGCAGGAGACAUGCCUCAUUAUGUAACAGACUUAUUAAUACUUCUCCUGGCGUUAUUGGAGGCGUUAGUGUCGCCAGUAAUAGGCUGGUUAGGCAGCAGCCGGCAGCGCGGGAUGCUCAUGGUGGCUUGUCUCGUCUCCGGCGCCAGCUCCCUGCUGUGGUUUGCAUUGCCCACCGUCACUGUUCCUGAAAGUAUUGGUUUUUGUAACGGCAAUAACACGUUACCAGAAUUCAAGCAAACUGUUAAUACACCGAUUAGAUUAUCCAUCAUCCUGUACACUUUCCUUGUGUUCGGAGUGACAAGGAUCAUAGCUUUUUGUCAUGGUAUCACAUAUAUGGAUAAUCGAGCGCCUUCUAGAUUAAGCAUGCACUAUGGUGUUCUUACAUCAAUUCGUCUGCUGGGUCUUGCCGUGGGUUACAACAUCAUGACAACUAUCGUGGAAACAAAUCUGACAAUUCAAAUUAUAUUAAUUGCCGUUGGCAUUAUGGUCAAUGCUCUCCAAAUAUAUUUGAAUACUACGAAAACUGCUGAAAUGGAACAGAAAUCUAUCGAGGAUGAUCUAAGUGAGAGUUCACCUUUCGUUCCUAAGGUCGUCAAUAAGUCAAGUGCAGGUUUCAGUUCGAGUGUAUACAGGGUGUUUUCCAACACGUUGAUAACAACGCAGAUGGUCGCCAUGGGUCUGAUAGCGGCUGCAGUCUGGGGCUUCGCUUACCAUCAGACUGACUUUCUUAAGGCCAAGUUCUACAUACAUCUGGAAAGAAAUAAUUUAUUUAACAAUGCUGAAUUAUUACGUAACCACGCUGUCAUUUUGGCAGUUGCGUACAAAGGUUUAACCUUCACGCCGCCGAUAAUGCCGAGUAUCGUCAGAAUGGAUUUGCUGACGCACGCUGCCAAGAUGUGCUUCUUUUCUUUGCUAAUGUAUGUUCUGAUAAGUUUGUCGACGAGCUGCGACACAGGCAGCGUGGCCGGUCUGCAGGGGAACCGCUACACACAGCCUCAGUGCAGUCAGCCUUGCGGAUGCGCGCCGCAAUGGCAGGAGUUCGCGCCGGUGUGCGUGGCUGACCAGAUGACGACGUAUCUGUCUCCAUGUCAUGCCGGCUGCUCUGGUAUACACGAAGUCGACGGCUUGCAAGUUUACGCGAACUGUAGUUGCGCCUCUUUCCGUCGCGCUACAAAAGGCGCGUGCAGCGGAAACUCAUGUGAAGGAGCUUAUCAAAUGCACCAAAUGUUGUACACACUACUCUUUACUUUCGCCGCAUUGUGUUUCCAAGCGCAAGGCACUGUAGUCUUGCGUAUAGUGGAGCCACGCGACAAGUCGGUGCUGCUCGGACUGACCGGAGCCUUCAUAGCUCUCUUUACCUUUGUCUUCGGACAUCUUAUAUUUAUUGGAAUAAGUGGUACGAAUUGUAUUUGGUGGCAAGGUGGUAGAUGUCACCUGCACAGUAAGCAGCAUCCUUACUCUAUGGCUAUUGCCAGUGGUAGCAUGGUACUCUUUGCCUUCAUCAUCACCCUCACCAGUGUCGUCUGCAUCAAGCUGGCGGAGCGACGGCGCGCGAAGAAUACAGAAAUAGAGUUAGUUGUUGAAUCACAAACAUAGAUAUAGCAAACAAAAGACUUAUUAGAUGUAAUAUAUCUUAGGUUAUGUAUGACCCAGUGAUGUUUAGUCAUUUUUAACCGACUUCAAAAAGUAUAUAUUGUUAGGAAAAAAAUCGGCACUGUGUCAGUGUA